AGAAAAAAACAACUCAAGCCUCGCCCGGUCGCCCCUCCCUCCCUCCCUCUGCCCCGGGUUUCCAGGGAAACCCACCCCCAGAUCCAAAUCCAGCGAAGCGACAGAGAUCAAGGAUGGAGCUGGAGGUGGGUGCGCCUUCGCCGGCGAGGUACCUGGUGGGGGCAGCGAUCAUGAUGGCCGGCGUGGUGCUCCCGCUGGCGUACAUGAUCUUCCGCAGCAAGCGUUCGCCUUCCUCCGCCUCCGCCGCGGGGCCCUCCUCCUUCUCCAAGCAGACGUAGGAACAAAGGGCUCAUCUGAUCUGAGCGAGUGGGUGAAUCGAUCGCCUUCCCCUGAUGCUUGUCAUUCUGUCUGUUUUGGCACCGCGAGAUCCUCCAACUGCUUCUCGAGACUGGGCAUCAUCACGUCAAAUACUAGCUGAUUAGUAGUCAGUUCCUUUUGUACCUUGUGUAGAUCAGAUCGAUUGCUUAUUUGGCUGAUUUGAUACAAUUAUAAACAAUGGGUUUACUUUUGAGUGCACUACUUACAAGCAUCAUUCAUACGGAUUUCAGUUUACCUAAACAAACCACUUGCCCUCU
Molecule: messenger RNA, 575 nt
Organism: Zea mays
Lineage: Eukaryota; Viridiplantae; Streptophyta; Magnoliopsida; Poales; Poaceae
Exons: 2
Coding region: 114-278 (54 amino acids)
Cellular component (GO): Golgi apparatus
Source: RefSeq, marked validated